Molecule: messenger RNA, 2571 nt
Organism: Lampris incognitus (smalleye Pacific opah)
Lineage: Eukaryota; Metazoa; Chordata; Actinopteri; Lampriformes; Lampridae
Gene: aldh7a1
Product: aldehyde dehydrogenase 7 family, member A1
Exons: 18
Coding region: 40-1665 (541 amino acids)
Molecular function (GO): aldehyde dehydrogenase (NAD+) activity
Source: RefSeq, a predicted model, not a curated record
UCUGUCCUUCACGUCGUGUAUUGGGUGCCGUGUCCCACCAUGCAACGUUCGCUGGCUGUGGUUAUUACCUGGAACAGAGCGCUGCGAAACAGACAAGUUUUAUUCAACACGUACCAGAGAACCGCCGCCAUGUCCACACUCCUGAUCAACCAGCCCAAGUACGCCUGGCUCAAAGACCUGGGUCUGGCCGAGGAGAACGACGGCGUCUAUAACGGGGCAUGGGGAGGCAAAGGGGAGGUCGUCACAUCAUUCUGCCCCGCCAACAAUGAGCCCAUAGCCAGAGUACGGCAGGCAACCAUGGCGGAAUAUGAAGAAACUGUCCAGAAAUCAAGAGAAGCUUGGAAAGUGUGGGCAGAUAUUCCAGCUCCCAAAAGAGGCGAGAUUGUGAGGCAGAUUGGUGAUGCAUUGAGGAAGAAGAUUAAAGUUCUUGGAAGCUUGGUGUCCUUGGAGAUGGGAAAGAUCUAUCUGGAGGGAGUCGGAGAGGUGCAGGAAUACGUUGAUAUCUGUGAAUAUGCUGUCGGCCUGUCUAGAAUGAUCGGUGGUCCCAUCCUUCCUUCAGAAAGACCAGGCCAUGUCUUGAUUGAACAGUGGAACCCUGUGGGUCUAGUUGGCAUAAUCACCGCCUUCAACUUCCCUGUGGCGGUCUUUGGCUGGAACAAUGCUGUUGCUCUCAUCUGUGGUAACGUCUGCCUCUGGAAAGGAGCCCCCACCACCCCUCUCACAAGUGUAGCUGUAACAAAAAUUGUAGCCAAGGUACUGGAACAAAAUAACCUGCCUGGUGCUAUCUGCUCUAUGACCUGUGGAGGCGCUGAUAUUGGAACUGCAAUGGCGAAGGAUGAGCGUGUAGAUCUGUUGUCAUUUACUGGCAGCACCCAUGUGGGUAAGAUGGUGGCGAUGAUGGUGCAAGAGCGAUUUGGUCGUCAGUUGCUGGAGCUUGGUGGGAACAAUGCUAUUAUCGUGUUUGAGGAUGCUGACCUGAACCUGGUGGUGCCGUCUGCUGUCUUUGCCUCUGUGGGAACAGCCGGUCAGCGCUGCACUACCACCAGAAGACUGAUGCUUCACGAGAGUGUCCAUGACACAGUAGUUGAGAGAAUUGCCAAGGCCUACAAACAAGUUCGCAUUGGAGAGCCCUGGGAUUCCAACACCCUGUAUGGCCCUCUCCAUACCAAAGAUGCCAUAAAGCAGUAUCUCGAAGCAAUUGAAAAGGCCAAGCAGCAAGGUGGCACAGUGGUGUAUGGGGGAAAGGUGAUGGAUCGACCUGGAAACUAUGUGGAGCCCACCAUCGUCACAGGACUGGCACACGAUGCUUCCAUUGUCCAAACUGAGACAUUUGUCCCCAUCCUCUAUGUUCUCAAAUUCAAGACAGAGGAGGAGGCCUUCGCCUGGAACAACGAGGUCAAGCAGGGCCUGUCCAGCAGCAUUUUCACCAAAGAUAUGGGACGAGUUUUUCGCUGGCUAGGACCCAAAGGAUCAGACUGCGGGAUUGUGAAUGUCAACAUUCCUACCAGUGGAGCUGAGAUUGGAGGAGCGUUUGGUGGGGAGAAACACACUGGAGGUGGAAGGGAAUCAGGUAGUGAUUCUUGGAAACAGUACAUGAGGCGUUCCACAUGUACAAUCAACUACAGCCCGGACCUUCCCCUGGCCCAAGGAAUCAAAUUUGAGUGAAGUCCAGAUUUUGGUGUUCAAGAUCCAAGAUCUUGAUCGGAAGUUUUGUGCGCUCACGAGGAAAGCGGAACACUAAUCAUCAUUACUUGUAUAAUCUUUGCUUCUGAAUAGAUUUGGUCACUGCAGAUUUACAGGGUAGAUUAUUUUGAAAAACAAACUUAAGACUUGUGCAUCUCGAGAUUACUUUCAGUCUUUAGCAAUAGAGCCUCUUUUUAAUGGCUUUAACAUUUUGCAUAUUUCUAAAUAAAAAAAGGUUUACGAUCAGUUUAAGCAUUUGUGUCAUACAGAACUAAUCUUCAUGCUAGUGUGCUGUCUUCUCGAAGCACUUAACAUGUCCUACUUUAACGAGGUCAGACACUUCUUGCUGGACAAAUAAGUCAUGCCUUUACCCGAGGGAUAGUGGUUGUAGAUCGGUGUAGUGUUCGGGGACUCGUCGUUCUCCAGUGACCCCUCUGGCCCACCCGGGCGCCUGCAGCCAAGCAACUGAAAGCAUUCUCCCUACGCCUCCUUCACGGCCUGAAGGUGAUGCAAUCCAUGCAAGGCUUCAGCGUGUAAAAUAGCGAGAGCAGCCGACACGAGUUUGAAAGAAGCUGGUGUUACGACUAUCUCCUUCCUGUGGAAACGUGAGCCAGGGGAGUUAUUCGACAAGAGUUCCAGCCAUAUGCCAUUGGGUUAAUCGGGUGGGAUAAGGGGAAAACUAGAACUAAAUUUAUAAAAAAAAGAAAAGAAAUAAGUCAUGCCUCCUUUGUGGAUGGACAGUGUUGGUGUGCAGGAAGUUUUAAUGUAUAUAUGUAGUCAUACCAAAAUAAUAACUUGUUAGUAUCGCUGAUGACACUGGGGUGUAUCUUUUUCUGUACAACCUUUUCCAACACACACAAGUUGAAUAAAAUGGCAAUGUUAUAUUAU